Messenger RNA from Funneliformis mosseae, 1623 nucleotides. NCBI's taxonomy places the organism in Eukaryota, Fungi, Glomeromycota, Glomeromycetes, Glomerales, Glomeraceae. The record is from the annotation of a GenBank genome assembly.
AUGGAAAAGAUUAUCGUUGGGUCAUCUGAUCGUAAUACUAACGCACUUGCAAUCAGCAAUAUAAAUAAUGAUUGUCUUUUAGAAGUGUUGGAAAAUUUGAAAAAUGAAAAGUCAUCAUUGCAUUCGUGUUUAUUGGUUAACAGAUUAUGGUGCCAUCAAACAAUUCCUAUAUUAUGGCAUCACCCAUUUGAUUAUAAAAUAGCCGAAAGGAGGUGCAUAAUGAUUAUUCAAACGUAUAUAGCAUGCCUUGAAAAGCAAGAAAUUCAAGAACUUUUUGCUAAACUUAAUCCUUGUGAAUUGAAUAAACCAUUAUUUGAUUACCCAAGGCAUUUACAACAUUUUCAAAUUUUCAAUUUCAGAAAAGCCAUCAACCGAUGGAUUUUAUUUAAUUUUCACGAAAUCAAAGAUGAUAGAAAAGCAUUUAACGAUAAAUUUGAUGUUCUCUUUCGACUCUUGAUUAAUUUAUUUUUAAAUCGUACAAAAGGUUUAAGGGUAUUAAACGUUUAUCUUGACGAUGAUAAUGAUUGGUUGAAAAUGCCUUACUUUGUACAAAACAAGCUUUCAUUGUCAAAUUUACACACGUUUAAUUUUACUUAUGAGAUUAGGAAAGAUGUAAAAGUUUUUCUUGCAAGAGGGUCAUCAGAAUUAUUUGAUUUGUUACAGCAAUACGCUAGGAAUAUACGUAAUUUAAAAAUUUCUAUUAAUUUUCAUACUAGGCAAAAUCAUUUACAAUCACAAUUAGCCCUUUUAAUUUCACAAUUUAUUGAAUCACAACAAGGCAUUGAAAUCUUGGAGUUAAAUGAUUUUUGGGAUAUCAAAAAACCUUCGCCGAUCUUUAAGGCGAUUAAAUCACAAUCCCUUUCUCUGAAAUAUCUACAUAUAAGAGGAUUAAAGAAUUUCGAACCUUUACUAUCCAUUUUGAUUGAUUGCAAUAACUUGGAAACUUUAGAUUUAAGCCAUUUUGGUCAAACCAUGAACCUUGAGAAUUUUGAUAAGGUUAUAAUGAACUUAAAUAUCAAACAUUUAUAUAGUUGGAAUAUUCCUUCCUUUCUUGAUGCCGAUGAUAUGGGUUUAUUACUCAAGAUGAUAAAUAAAUCAUUACGGACACUUGUUCUCGAUAGAGUUGAUGAUGGUUUGUUAGAAAUCAUUGAAAGGUUUUGUCCAAACAUUCAGAGCUUAUCUUUGGCGAUGUUUAACGCUUCUUUCCCUAAACUUUUACCUUCCUUACUUUACAAUUUACCCCUUAAUCACCUAUAUCUUGACAUCUUUGGUUAUAACUUUUCUGAAGUUUUAACGGAGUUAACCGAUUCAAUUCCUUCAUCUGUUACAUCCCUUUAUAUCAAUUUCACUCUUACCUCACAACAAUUAAAUUAUUUCUUAAAUGAAAUGAAUGCAAGGCCAAAUACUUUGGGAAUAAUUGAUAAAUAUAUGAUUGAGAAGGAAUAUUUGAAAGUUGUUGUAGAAUACGCAAAGUGUCAUGACAAUUUAAAAGUAUUACAUUGGUUAGGGAACCUUGAUGAGGAGGAUAUAAAGCUCGUAGCUGAUACAACAGAAACAAUGACCAUGAUAUAUUCUUCAGAGUAUGAUUUCCUUGACAGCAAAACUCAUUUAAAAUUUUAUUAA